AGUUGUCAGUCUUGCAGUGGGUUGCAAAAAGUUAUUAUACUGUAACCUUUAAGGUUUUAGUACAUUGCCGUGUUAGAAUGUAUAUCACUUUCCUAAAAUAAUGGCCUAAGUCUUUUGCCAAAAAUGAAAAAAAAAAAAAAAAAAUCCACCUCUUUCUUUUCAAAAGAUAUUAAAGGUAACAAUUUGGGCAAAAACAUUCUUAAGCCAUUAUUUUUAGAAAGGUGAUAUGUAAUGGUGUAUUUUUCUGGGAUGUUUUGUUAUAGACCAUCAUAAAUAAUACCUAUGAAUUGUGAGCUUAUACUAGAUCUAACAUUUUUACAUACAUAAAUCUGUAAAGUGUGCAAUGUUGUUCAGUCCACAGAACAGAACACCUCUGUACACUUUGUAAAAAUAAUUUGUUCAAUUCUUCCCACAAAUCCUCAGUUGGAUUUAGGUCUGGACUUUGACUAGUCCAUUACUUGGUCCAUUCUACAAAUGAUUUUGUGCUCAUAUUUAGCUUGACCCAACCUCCCAUCACCUAUCACCUUCUUCUCUACAUCUAAUGAAGAAAAGCAUCCCAACAGCAUGAUGCUGCCACUAUGCAUAGUGUUUUGCAUGAAAAAAAGUUCUGUUUUGGUCUCAUCUCACCAGAAAACAUUUUUUUUCCAAAUGCUUACUAUGAUUUCCCAAUCUUCAAAACAUCUCCUAGAGCACUACCCAAUUCAUCAUCCAAAAAUGAAAAGCCAGUAUACCAUCAAUGGUGUCUAGCUAAACUUAUGGGUGAGCAAGUAUGGCAUUAGAGAAGCACCUAUGAAACAUCAUUGCUUUGUAGGAGCUGCAGAGAUCGACAAUUCAGGAUGGGAGAAUCUGCCAAUAGGACCAUUAUUAGUCAUGCAGGGGAAACAGAAAAUAUUUGGAAACACUGUUCUGGUCAGAUGUGACUAAAAUUUAAUUUACUGGUUUACAACUAACAGUUAAUAUUACCCUGAACACAUCAUUCCCAUCAUAAAAAUAGUGGUGGUAGGAUUAUUAUGUGGGAAUGCUUUCCUUCAGCUGGGACAGAGGAAAUGGUUAGUUGAUGGGGAGACGGGUGAUGCUGCUAAAUCAUGUAAAUAUCUUGGAAUAAGCCUUGAUAGAAGCUGCAAAACACUUUGCAGACAAGAGAGACUGGGGUGGAGGACAACAACCCUAAACAUAAAUCCAGAGCUAGAGGAAUGAAUAAUGAAGUUUUUAAGAUAACAAAUUAACAUUCAUGACCUGCAGAUCAGUAAAAGGAUUGAUUUUAUCCAGAGGUUUGAUGGUGGGCCAUCCUUUAUUUUCGUCAGGUUUGAAAACUGUAAUUGAAUUUUAGCAUUUCAUGUAGAAAAACUGGUGUGUUUGUGUUUGUAACUCCCUGAGGGGCAGUUUAUUUAAAUAUGCACGUGUGCACGCCUGCGUGCGUGUGUGCGUGUGUGAGUGUGUCUUACCUUGUUAAUGAAGCAUUCCCUCCCUCUCUCCCUCCUCCUCUGUCCUCAUACAUCGGAGGCUGUGCGCUGCAGCGGCCGCAGAAAGCGCCGCGGAUCCUGGUGUGUGCCGAUCUCCGGAGGGUCCCGGAUAAUCCAGCUGGACCCUCAGUGGACUGGAUCUCCCUGCUUACCCAUACUAAGCAGAAGUGGGGCUUUCACAUUCCGUGCGGGGAUUUUUAAUUCACUCAGCGCAGGUGACCUGAAAUUGAUUGCAAAGGAGGAGGACGGGAGAACAAAUGGAAGGAGAGCAGAGAGAAAGUGGAUAAGAAAGAGACCAGAAACAAGACCAGAAGGUUUCCUCCUGCAGCAGGGAAGUCUCUUUCAAUACAGGGCUUUGACUUAAAAAGCAGACAGUUGGCAUUACCAGAAUAAAAAAGUUACUACCAGAUCUGUUAUAAUGGAGAAGACAUACUCCCUAACUGCCCACUACGAUGAGUUCCAGGAAAUCAAAUAUGGCGGUCGCUACAGCAGUGACAUCCUCAGCAAUGGCAUGACCCUUCACCUGGGGGGCAGCCUGGACCGCCAUGUGGUCCGAGGAAGGGGCAACACCUGGUCAAACAGCCGAAACAAAGACCUGAGCGGCAACAGCAGUAGCGGGGGCCUUCCUCGCUGGAGCAGGAGGGAGAAUUGUCUCCUGUCUGCAUUGGUCUUUGCUGCAGGCAUGUGUCUCAUCCUGGGGAGCAUGCUGGCUCUCAAAUACAUUUCACUUGAUGACGCGGACUGCAGGCAGGACUGCCAACACAAACGCUCCCUUAUGCGGGCAACUCGCUUCGUUCAGGCUAAUAUUGACAUAACCAUACAGCCUUGCCAGGACUUCUAUUCCUUUGCUUGUGGAGGCUGGCUGAGGCGCCACGGUAUCCCCGAAGACAAGCUCAGCUAUGGCAUCAUCACAGCUAUUGGAGAGCAAAAUGAAGAGAAGCUACAGCAACUCCUUCUGGAGCCGGUUCAGAGACAUGGGCCAGACUCCGCAGAGCGGAAGGUCAAGGAGUUUUAUCGGUCCUGCAUCAACAUCAAGGACAUUGACAAACUGGGGUCAAAACCCAUGACAGAGGUGUUAGACAGCUGUGGAGGAUGGGACCUGGACGGAGCACCUUCAGAGAAGGAGGACGCCCCCCAGAGGCCGGAUUUUAAUGAGCUGCUCUACAGGACGCAGGGGGUUUUUAGCACUGCUGUCUUCUUCUCCCUCACCGUCAAUGUGGACGAUAAAAACUCCUCCAGGAACGCUAUCAGGAUUGAUCAAGAGGGACUCACUCUGCCAGAGAGAAGCCUCUACCUCGGUCAGGAUGAGGACAGUGUGAAGAUCCUGGCAGCGUACAAAGCCCUGAUGGAGCGCCUGCUGAGCAUGCUGGGCGCUCACAAUGCCACACAGAAGUCCAAGGAGAUUAUAGAGCUGGAGACCCAACUGGCCAAUAUCACUGUGUCAGAGUACGAUGACCAAAGGAAAGACAUCAGCACAAUGUACAACCGAAUCACCCUUAGGCAGCUGCAGCGCAUCGCACCUAGCCUUCACUGGAAGCGAUUGUUGGACCGAAUUUUCCACGACAACUUCUCUGAAGACGAAGAGAUCGUGGUGCUUGCCACUGAUUACAUACAGAAAGUCUCUGACAUAAUCAAGAACACUUCAAAGAGGGUUCUGCAUAACUACAUGCUGUGGCGCAUUGUGGCCGCGCUAAGUGAGCACCUGUCCACCGCCUUCCGAAGCACCAUCCACGAGUUUUCUCGAGAGAUUGACGGCACCGAGCAGCAGCUGGAGCUGGGCCGGCUCUGCCUCACUCAAGCCAACAAGCACUUCGGCAUGGCUCUGGGGGCGCUGUUUGUCAAGAAGCACUUCUCUUUAGAGAGCAAAGUCAAGGUACAGAAGCUGGUGGAGGACAUAAAACAUGCCCUGGAUCUUCGGCUGCAGGAACUGGACUGGAUGGAUGAGGCCACCAAGGAGGCUGCCAGAGCAAAGCUGAAGCACAUGAUGGUGAUGACGGGAUACCCAGACUUCUUGCUCAAAGAUGAACUCAUUGAUCAGGAAUAUGGGUUUGAUGUGAACAAGAAGACGUACUUCAAGAAUAUCCUCAACAGCAUUAAGUUCAACAUCAAACUGUCUGUCAGGAAAAUACAUGAAGAAGUGGACAAGACAGCGUGGCUUCUCCCCCCGCAGGCUCUUAAUGCCUACUACCUCCCUAACAAGAAUCAAAUGGUUUUUCCUGCUGGCAUCCUGCAGCCCACCCUCUACAAUCCUGAGUUUCCACAAUCUCUGAACUAUGGCGGAAUAGGAGCUAUCAUUGGCCAUGAGCUGACACACGGUUAUGAUGACUGGGGGGGCCAGUACGAUCGCUACGGCAACCUCAAACAGUGGUGGACUCAGGAGUCCUACAGAAAGUUCCAGAAAAAGGCUGAAUGCAUUGUCAAGCUCUACGAUAACUUCACUGUAUAUAACCAGAAGGUGAAUGGCCGCCUGACUUUAGGAGAGAACAUAGCUGACAUGGGAGGACUAAAAUUGUCGUACUAUGCAUAUCAAAAAUGGGUGAGGGAUAAUGGUCCAGAGAGGCCCCUCCCUAAGCUAAAAUACACCCACGAACAGCUGCUCUUCAUAGCCUUUGCACAGAACUGGUGUAUGAAGAGAAGAUCUCAGUCCAUCUAUCUGCAGCUGCUCACUGACAAGCAUGCACCAGAGCACUGCAGGGUGCUUGGCAGCGUUUCCCAGUUUGAUGAGUUUGCCCGUGUUUUCAACUGUCCCAAGGGUUCUCCGAUGAACCCUGUGGAAAAGUGCUCUGUUUGGUGACCCAGUGACCCUCAAUUUUCAAGAUCCACACAAAACUCACCGUUUCUUCAGACACAUCACAUAUUCCCGUAGUUCAUCAGGGAGGAAACAGUGUUCAGACCACUGCCUAUGGGUCCACAUCAUCAUCACCGUCAGUGACUGAGUACCACUGGUCAAACCAAGCAUGAGUCAUGUGACUGUAGCUUGUGUACAAAUAUCAUGUGAUUAUAAAUAUUUUUCUAUGUUUACAUUUAUUUUGAAAUCAUCUAUUUUUCUAUUUAGCAAAUAUCUCAUACAUUAUGUUUAGGAUUCAUAGAGUUUUGUUUCAGGUUAGGCAUUAUGUUUUCUUGUUUGUUUUUUGUAUGAAAAAGGCUUAUUUCAUAUGUAAUGAAAAAACAGUCAACUUAGAGUAAAUAUGGAUUUGUAGCAUCUUAGUGCCAGCCAAACAUUCAGGAAGUAUCCAUCUGCAGAUGCCACUCUCAGGCUCACUACCAUUUCCAGUUCAUAAAUUGUUUGCUCUCAUGCCAGGAAAUUAAACCUCAUAGUAACCUUGCUGUGGCUAAAUUCCUAUUUUUAUUAUCCUCCAGAGAAAACACGUUUGCGGUACAUACACUUUGAAAAGAUGCGUAUGCGUUUUGUUCGUUUUUUUCUCACUGUAUGGUAUUAAAGCUAACUGAACUUUUUCUGUUUUAAAUCAGUUGGGAUUAACAAACCUAAAUCCAGAUGAUGUCAUCUGAGUUAAAUGGAGGCAUACGUAUAAACAUACUGUUCAGGAAGGAGACAGGUUCUGUGUCCAAAAGAUGAGCGUAGUUUGGUGUAAAAUAUUUUUAAAAACCAGAAAAAAAGCAAACCUUGUAAAGAUGCUGACUGAAGCUUGUAGGAGAGUCAUUAUCUGCUGUGAAAUGAGUCCUGUACCAGCAUGAGGAGAAAGGCCCUUUAGAGAGGAAGAAUCCUCUCCAGAAGCAACUCAAAAAAAAAGAUUACAGUUUGCAAAUGCAUAGAGGGACAAAGAUCUUAGUGUUUGGAGACAUGUCCUGUGACCAGUGAAACCAUCCCAACUGUGUACCACAGAGGUGGCAGCAUCAUGUUGUGUGUAUUAUGAGACAAAGGCACUUCACACAAUAGAUGGCAUUUUGUAGAAAGAACAUCAUGAGUAAAAAUCAAAGCAACAUCUCAAAACCUCAGUCUGAAAGUUAAAAUUUGGUAGCAAGUGAGUCUUUCAAAUUUACACUAUACUAUACUGACAAUUAGUUACAAAGUAAGUUAAGAACAUUAAAGUUAAAGUUUUGAAGUGGCUA
Xiphophorus couchianus (Monterrey platyfish) is the source of this 5534-nucleotide messenger RNA. RefSeq names its product endothelin converting enzyme-like 1 (gene ecel1). Gene Ontology annotation, cellular component: plasma membrane. The transcript has 19 exons. NCBI's taxonomy places the organism in Eukaryota, Metazoa, Chordata, Actinopteri, Cyprinodontiformes, Poeciliidae. The record is from RefSeq and is a predicted model, not a curated record. Gene Ontology annotation, biological process: protein processing. The coding region runs from base 1882 to 4257 and encodes 791 amino acids. Gene Ontology annotation, molecular function: metalloendopeptidase activity.